AUGGCCCGGCGCGAAGCGGCGGCCGUCCCCGGGCUCUGCCUGCUGCUGCUGCUGCUGCUCCGCAGUGGGGGGCUCUUCCCCCCCGCCGCCGCGCAGCCGCCGCCGCCGCCGCAGCGCGGGAGCGUGUGGUGCCCCAGCCGCUGCCUCUGCUUCCGCACCACCGUGCGCUGCAUGCAUCUGAUGCUGGAGAGCGUCCCCGCCGUGUCCCCCCAGACCACCAUCCUAGACCUAAGAUUUAAUAGGAUUAAAGAAAUCCAGCCUGGAGAGUUUAGAAGGCUUAAAAACCUGAACACACUGCUUCUAAACAACAAUCAAAUCAAAAGAAUUCCAAGUGGAGCAUUUGAAGAUCUUGAAAAUCUGAAAUAUCUCUAUUUGUACAAGAAUGAAAUCCAGUCAAUUGACAGGCAAGCAUUUAAAGGACUUGCCUCUCUAGAACAACUGUAUCUGCACUUUAAUCAAAUAGAAACGUUGGAACCUGAAUCCUUUACUCAUCUUCCAAAACUUGAAAGGCUGUUUUUGCAUAACAACAGAAUAGCUCAUUUGAUUCCUGGAACAUUUAGUCACUUAGAAUCUAUGAAGAGACUGCGUUUGGACUCAAACGCUCUUCACUGCGACUGUGAAAUCCUGUGGCUGGCGGAGCUGCUGAAGACGUACGCGGAGUCGGGUAAUGCUCAAGCAGCAGCCACCUGUGAGUAUCCACGGAGGAUCCAGGGAAGAUCAGUGGCUACCAUAACACCAGAAGAGCUGAACUGUGAGAGGCCAAGAAUUACAUCAGAGCCUCAGGAUGUGGACGUUACCUCAGGGAAUACAGUGUAUUUCACUUGCAGGGCUGAAGGCAAUCCUAAACCAGAAAUUAUCUGGCUUCGAAACAAUAAUGAGCUCAGUAUGAAAGAAGAUUCCCGUCUAAACUUGCUAGAUGAUGGCACGUUGAUGAUUCAGAAUACUCAAGAAACAGAUCAAGGCAUUUAUCAAUGCAUGGCAAAAAAUGUGGCUGGAGAAGUGAAAACUCAGGAAGUUACUCUUAGAUACUUUGAGUCACCAGCCCGGCCAAGUUUUGUGAUUCACCCACAAAAUACCGAAGUGCUGGUUGGAGAGAGUGUUACCUUGGAGUGCAGUGCCGCCGGUCACCCUCAGCCGCGAAUCACCUGGACCAAAGGCGACAGAACCCCUCUACCCAGUGACCCUCGUGUCACAAUAACUCAGUCAGGAGGACUUUAUAUCCAAAAUGUAAAGCAGGAGGACAGUGGCGAGUACACCUGUUUUGCAACUAACAGCAUAGAUAACAUCCAUGCGACUGCAUAUAUCAUAGUCCAAGCUCUACCUCAGUUUACUGUCACUCCACAAGACAAAACUGUGAUUGAGGGACAAACCGUUGACUUCCCUUGUGAAGCACAAGGUUAUCCCCAGCCUGUUAUUGCCUGGACUAAGGGAGGAGGCCAGCUGUCAGUUGACAGAAGACACUUAGUUCUGUCCUCUGGAACGCUGAGGAUUUCCAGGGUUGCUCUGCAUGACCAGGGGCAGUACGAAUGCCAAGCUGUCAACAUCAUUGGAUCUCAGCGAAUUGUUGUGUACCUGACUGUGCAGCCUAGAGUGACUCCUGUAUUUGCCAGUGUUCCCAGUGACAUGACUGUGGAGGUUGGCACAAAUGUGCAGAUCCCAUGCAGUGCUCAAGGGGAGCCAGAGCCAGUCAUUACGUGGAAUAAGGAUGGAGUACAGGUAACUGAGAGUGGAAAAUUCCAUGUUAGUCCAGAGGGAUUUCUCACCAUUCGCGAUGUUGGCACAGCCGAUGAAGGUCGCUAUGAAUGUGUUGCCCGCAACACCAUAGGAUACUCCUCUGUUAGUAUGGUGCUGAGUGUGAAUGUUCCUAAUGUCAGCCGAAAUGGAGAUCCUUUUGUACAAACGUCAAUUGUGGAAGCAAUUGCAACUGUUGACAGAGCAAUAAAUUCAACACGUACACAUCUGUUUGACAGUCGUCCUCGUUCUCCAAAUGACUUGCUAGCCUUAUUUCGAUACCCAAGGGACCCAUACACUGUUGAGCAAGCAAGAGCUGGGGAAAUAUUUGAAAGGACCUUACAGCUUAUUCAAGAUCAUGUACAAGAUGGUCUAAUGGUUGACCUGAAUGGCACAAGUUAUCACUAUAAUGACCUUGUAUCCCCACAGUACUUGAAUCUGAUAGCUAAUCUCUCAGGCUGUACAGCCCAUCGACGAGUGAACAACUGCUCAGAUAUGUGCUUCCACCAGAAGUACAGGACACAUGAUGGAACUUGCAACAACCUUCAGCAUCCCAUGUGGGGCGCUUCUCUGACAGCUUUUGAACGUCUGUUAAAGUCAGUCUAUGAAAAUGGAUUUAAUUUGCCCCGGGGAAUUGAACCCAGAAGACUCUCUAAUGGCUAUGCUCUCCCAAUGCCUCGCUUGGUUUCAACGACUCUGAUCGGGACCGAAACCGUAACUCCUGACGACCAGUACACUCACAUGCUCAUGCAGUGGGGUCAGUUUCUUGACCAUGACCUUGACCUCACGGUUGCUGCGCUAAGUGAGGCCAGGUUUUCAGAUGGUCAGCACUGCAGUUCUGUGUGUACAAAUGAUCCUCCAUGCUUUUCAAUCAUGAUACCACCAAAUGAUCCCAGAGUUAGAAAUGGUGCGCGGUGCAUGUUUUUUGUACGCUCCAGCCCAGUUUGUGGAAGCGGCAUGACAUCUCUCCUGAUGAAUUCUGUAUACCCACGAGAACAGAUCAACCAGCUGACUUCAUACAUUGAUGCGUCCAACGUGUAUGGCAGUUCAGACCAUGAAGCGCUAGAAAUCAGAGAUUUGGCAAGUCAAAGGGGUCUUCUGAGGCAGGGCAUUGUACAGAGAUCUGGCAAGCCCCUUCUUCCAUUUGCCACUGGCCCACCAACAGAAUGUAUGAGAGAUGAAAAUGAGAGCCCAAUACCCUGCUUUUUGGCUGGUGAUCAGCGCUCUAACGAACAGUUGGGUCUUACCAGCAUCCACACACUGUGGUUUAGAGAGCACAACAGAAUUGCCACAGAGCUACUGAAACUCAAUCCACACUGGGAUGGUGACACAAUAUAUCAUGAAACACGCAAAAUUGUUGGUGCAGAAAUGCAACACAUAACAUUUAGCCACUGGCUCCCUAAGAUCUUUGGAGAGGUAGGCAUGAAGAUGCUUGGCGAAUAUAAGGGUUAUGAUCCCAGUGUUAAUUCUGGCAUAACUAAUGAGUUUGCAACUGCCGCUUUUAGGUUUGGUCACACACUCAUUAAUCCUUUUCUGUAUCGACUGGAUGAAAACUUUGAACCUAUUCCACAAGGCCAUCUACCUCUUCAUAAGGCAUUCUUCUCUCCAUUUCGGAUUGUAAAUGAAGGAGGCAUUGAUCCACUUCUAAGGGGAUUUUUUGGUGUUGCUGGUAAGAUGCGUGUCCCGUCACAGUUACUCAAUACAGAAUUAACAGAAAGACUCUUCUCCAUGGCACGUACUGUGGCUUUAGAUCUGGCAGCUAUGAAUAUUCAGAGAGGCAGAGAUCAUGGAAUUCCUCCCUACCAUGAUUUUAGAGUUUACUGUAAUCUUUCUUCAGCUCAGACUUUUGAAGAUCUGAAAAAUGAAAUUAAGAAUCCUGAAAUCAGGGAGAAACUUAGCAGGUUGUAUGGCUCCCCACUGAACAUAGACCUGUUUCCUGCUCUAAUGGUGGAAGACUUAGUUCCAGGGAGUCGGCUGGGGCCAACUUUGAUGUGUCUGUUAAGCACACAGUUCAGGCGUAUUCGGGAUGGAGACAGGUUGUGGUAUGAAAACCCAGGUGUCUUCACGCCCGCUCAGCUCAUUCAGAUCAAGCAGACAUCUCUUGCCAGAGUUUUGUGUGACAAUGGUGACAACAUAACCAGGGUACAACAUGAUGUCUUUAGGGUGGCUGAAUUCCCACAUGGAUAUAGUAGCUGUGAAGACAUUCCUAAACUGGACCUCAGGAUGUGGCAAGAUUGCUGUGAAGACUGUAGAACCAGAGGACAGUUUAAUGCAUUUUCAUAUCACUUUCGGGGGAGACGUUCUCUUGACUACAGCUUUCAGGAGGACAAGCCCCUGAAGAAAAUGAAAAUGACCAAAUCAGUAAGUUCUGUGAAACAGAGUAAAUAUUUUCGUAAUGCCACAUCCACUUCUAAUGAAAAUAGAAAUGUACCCGCAGUGAAUGACUUCAAAGAAUUUGUUUUGGAAAUGCAAAAAACUAUUUCAAGCCUCAGAAAUCAGAUAAAAAAACUUGAAUCACGCCUCAGUAAUUCUGAUUGCACUGAUGAAGAGGGUAAAUCAUAUUCCAGCAAUGAAACCUGGAAAAGGGACCCUUGUACUGUGUGUGAAUGCAAAGCUGGUCAGAUUACCUGUUUUGUAGAAUCAUGCCCACCAGCUGACUGCGAAGCACCUGUGAAGGGUAAAGGAGAUUGCUGUCCAGUCUGCUUACAACAAAAUACUAAUAAAAAGAAGCCAUAA
Cinclus cinclus is the source of this 4467-nucleotide messenger RNA. RefSeq names its product peroxidasin (gene PXDN). The transcript has 23 exons. NCBI's taxonomy places the organism in Eukaryota, Metazoa, Chordata, Aves, Passeriformes, Cinclidae. The record is from RefSeq and is a predicted model, not a curated record. The coding region runs from base 1 to 4467 and encodes 1488 amino acids. Gene Ontology annotation, molecular function: heme binding; protein binding; peroxidase activity. Gene Ontology annotation, biological process: response to oxidative stress.